AUGCUUGCGCAAUCCAUCAGGGCAUCGCGCCAGACGCUCGCACGCGUCGCCCGGCAGCAAUCUGCCUUCGUGGCCCGCCGCACAUUCAUCGUCCCGACGGCCGUCCGACAAGCCGAUCUAGUCCAGGAAAUGUACCUGCGGGAGCUGAAGAGCUACAAGCCCCUGCAAGUCAAGGCGUCCGAUGCCGAAGGCCACGUCCAGAAGUUCGCCGUCCCGAAGCCCCCGCCAUCCCCUGAAGAGGGCGACCUCGCGAGCGAGUUGAAGGCAUACGAGACACAACAGGUUGAGCUUGAGGGUGCAGCAACCGGGGAGGAGGGUGCCGCCCCGGUAGAGGAGGACUGGUUCGUGGAGGAAGAGGAGGAAACUGCUACGGCUGCUCAUUAGGCAGCAACCAGCUGCAUCACAACGACUUGUACUAAAACAUCCGACUGUGUCAAUAUUGGGCAAUGAACAGCUAGUUCCAUGUCUCCGGCUCCGACAACCAAGUCACGUGAUUGUGACUCUACCUAGGUAUCCGUGAAUGCAUCCAUGUUCAGCAACGUGCAAGAACGAGCACGCUCGAUUGCUGUCUAGGGAAGCACACACUGUACGAUGGGAGCCUCCACCCGUUUCCUCGUGCUUUCAGCGGCGCAACGAGCUUUCGUCUAUCCAUCGAGAUCUCUUGUGCAGAUGUCGGCGGCCAAGCCAUGGCUACGGAAACAUCGGGAGGUAAGCUCACAGUAUGCGCGGAUACAGUGGGACCGCUUGGAGUACGAGACCUGUGCAAACGAAACGAGGCGUAGUGGCGCCGGCUGUACUCCUACAGUACCCACAUGGUAACGCCCGGAAGCGUACAGGACUCAUCAUGCUCGGGAUG
Molecule: messenger RNA, 856 nt
Organism: Trematosphaeria pertusa
Lineage: Eukaryota; Fungi; Ascomycota; Dothideomycetes; Pleosporales; Trematosphaeriaceae
Product: mitochondrial F1F0 ATP synthase-like protein subunit Atp14
Exons: 3
Coding region: 1-384 (127 amino acids)
Biological process (GO): proton motive force-driven ATP synthesis
Source: RefSeq, a predicted model, not a curated record